This is a messenger RNA of Saccharomycodes ludwigii, 1935 nucleotides long. RefSeq names its product oxidative DNA demethylase (gene TPA1). The record is from RefSeq and is a predicted model, not a curated record. NCBI's taxonomy places the organism in Eukaryota, Fungi, Ascomycota, Saccharomycetes, Saccharomycodales, Saccharomycodaceae. The coding region runs from base 1 to 1935 and encodes 644 amino acids. Gene Ontology annotation, cellular component: cytoplasm. The transcript has a single exon. Gene Ontology annotation, biological process: peptidyl-proline hydroxylation; regulation of translational termination. Gene Ontology annotation, molecular function: iron ion binding; peptidyl-proline dioxygenase activity; L-ascorbic acid binding.
AUGACAAAAGCGAAGAGAUCAAACAAAAGUGAAAAAUCACUACAACAAUCUAAAGACGCCAAGCCAUCUAAAAAACAAGCUUUGCCAGAAGAUAAAGUAAAAUCAUUAUUUAAUAGUAAAAUAUGGGAUACUGAAUUUCAACAAAAUUUGCAAAACCAAAUAGCCACUGCUAAACCUUACAAUUGGGGUUCUAUCACGCCAUUAGUAGAUGAUGACUUAUUAAGAAAAGUUCGUAAAGAAAUUGAAACUGAAAUUCACUUCACCAACAAGGAGACUGAUAUUUAUAAAGUUAACCAGUCUGGAGAUUUGGCCAAUUUAAGUGGUUUAGAUUGGAACGAUUUAAGCCGUUUGCCUAGCUUAUUCAAAUUGAGAGAAAUUUUAUAUAGUGACGUUUAUCGUGAAGUUAUUGCCAAGGUUUGUCAGUGUGGGCCAUUAAGUGGUGUUAAAACCGAUAUGAGCAUUAAUACUUAUGAUAAGGGGUGCCAUUUAUUAAUUCACGAUGAUGUGAUUGGCAGUAGACGUGUUUCCUUUAUUUUAUAUUUACCUGACCCAGAUAAAACUUGGAAAGAACAUUAUGGUGGUUCUUUACAGUUAUUUGAUAGUGUUGUCCCUAAUGUUCCAUGCAGUGAUCCAUGUGCUAAAUUUGUACCGCAGUUCAAUUCAAUUGCAUUUUUUGCUGUUCAACCUGGGUUUUCAUUCCACGAGGUUGAGGAGGUUAAAGUUGAUAAACAUAGAUUAUCCAUUCAAGGUUGGUACCAUAUUCCUCAAUUUGGGGAAAAGGGAUACAUUAAAGGCGAGGAACAAGAAUGGGUUAAGACCAAUACUUCCACUUUGGCACAACUGGAGAGUAAAACAUUGAAAGAUUAUGAAUUUCCCAAAUUGACUGAAAGAGAACUGAUCCCAUACCAUAAGGUGAAACACUUGGAAGAGAUGGCAGGAGAGGGCAAUUCUAUUACUUUAACCAGGGAAGACUUGGAUAAGCUAUCUAAAUACAUAUCUCCACAGCAUUUAUCUGUCGCCGGUGUAAAAUCACUACAAGAAAAAUUUCUGGAAAGUUCAAUUUUAAAUAUGGAAGAUUUUUUGAAGCCCGAAAUCUCUGAUGUGCUAAGAGAACAAAUAAGAGAUACUGAAUUGGAAAAAGAAUGUCCAUAUUCUUAUGACGACGUCAAGUUUCCUUGGAAAACUGCUUUUCCAACGCAUAAAUGGAGAUAUUUAUAUAUCGAUGGUAAGACUGACUUUAAAAUUCAUAAUGGUGAAGAUUUGGACAAUUCACUGAACUCAGGUGAUGAAUCAAGUAAUUUUCAAUUAACAAAAUAUGCUAAUGGCGAAUCUAACUGCGUGGAGACAGAAUUAAUUGAUUUGGCAGUUUUCUUCCAAUCUUUAGUUUUCCAAAAAUAUAUUGCUAACUUAACUUGCUUGAUCCCAAUAAGUGAACAGAUUUUAAUCAGAAGAUUCAGACCGGGGAAAGAUUAUACUUUGGCUACUACCUCGCCAAUAAGUCCAUAUGACUUGAGCAGAAGCGAAACAUCCGCCAUGGAUUUAGAAGAGGAACGUGAAAAAGUUGCUGAUAAAAGCAAAAGCUUUGAAUUUUUGAAAGAAGCUUUAUUAGAAGCUACAUUAUGUUUAACUCCAAGUAAUUAUAAGACAUGGGAAAAUGGUGAAGUUGGUGGGUACCAGUUAUAUAUGAUGAACCAAACAAAGGACCAAGUUAAAAAUAAUAAGGAUUUGGAUGAUGCAUCUGUUUACAAGAAGGACGACUCGGGUGAUGCAGUUUUAAUCAAUAAACCUGCGGCUUGGAACACCUUUACUCUGGUUUUGAGAGAUGAAAACGUUUUGGAGUUUAUUAAAUAUGUAAGUGCUAAUGCAAGUGGGAGUAGAUGGGACAUCAAUGCGAAAUGGGAUGUGGAAAUUGAAGAAGAUGAGGAUAAACAGUAG